AUGAUUAAUAAUGAAUCCGUAAUUUCAUUUUUUUAUAAUGAAACAGCUUAUCAAUUCUAUAGUGAAUUAGUUGAUAUUCAUUAUGAUAAAUAUGUUUUUUUUGCUGUAUGUUCAGCAUUAGUUGGUUUACCAUUAAAUAUUCUUCUACUAGUUAUUCUUAUACGAAAUGGUUUAUUUAGUCGACGUAAUAAUAAUAAUAAUAAUAAUAAUAAUGAUUCAACGCAAAUAUCAUAUUUAAGAAAUACUCCAACAGGUUCAUUUGAAAGAUUUCUAUUUGAAAUUAUUUUUAUUGAUACAUUAUUAAUUCUUUAUCAUUUUAUGGAUAAUUUUUUAAGUUAUAUUCAUAAAGAUCGUUCAGCUGGUCAACAUUAUUUAAUACAUGUAUCAGAUUUUUGUUGUAAAUUUUUUACAUAUUUUGCUAAAAUGAGUGUUCUUCUUGCAACAUGGUUAUUAUUUUUUUUGAUACUUAAUCAAUUUAUUUUAACAAUGAAAUAUAAUGAGGAAUAUUCAUGUUGGAAUCGUAGUCUAUAUUAUAUUAAUGCAAAAUACUCAACUGUUUUUCUUAUAUUCAUUUGUGGUAUUUACAAUAUAUAUCCAAUAGAAGUUCUUAAGUAUCAAAAAAAAGAAGAUUUACAAGAUUAUCAGCAAGUAGAAGGAGUUGCUGGUGUAUGUUCAAUACUAUUAGAUGCAACAAAUAAACAAUUAUUAAAUGCAACUAAUUAUGGAUAUAAUCUGCUUGGAAUUUCUAUGCCAUGUAUAAUUAUAUUUAUUACUUCAAUUAUAAUUAUAUAUCGUACAUGUCAAAAUAAAAAAUAUGAUGAAAAAUUAAAUAAUUCUUUUCAAUAUAUUGCUGCAACUAUUGGUAUUAUACAUUCAUUUUUUAAUUUACCAAGUCGAUUAAGUGAUAUAUUACUUAUGUCAUUAUCACCAUAUUCACCAUUUUAUUCAUAUUUAAUUAAUUUUAAUCAUGAAGUACAAUCAUUUAUAACUUUAUCAUAUGCAUAUAAAUGUUUUAUUUGUAUUAUUCUAUCACGACGAUUUCGUUUUCAUGCAAAAAAUAUUUUAUGUUUUUUAAUUGAAAAUAAAUAUGAAGAUCGAUAUCAAAAUCGAACAAAUCGUUUAUUAAAAUUAAAUAAUCAAACACAACAUUAUAUAACAAAUCUUCGGUCAUUAAAAAUACCUGUUAACCAACCAACGACAAAGAAGUUCUCAGUUCAAACAAUUAAUAACGACAAUUUAUGUAGUUAUACUAUAUCUGAAGCAUUAUACUGGAUACGACCCUAUUUUACUCGAAACAAAAAGCAACAUUUGUUACGACCGUGGGCCCGUUCAGCCAGCUGUCAUCAAUUAUCGACGACAUUUUCAUCGUCGCAUACUUUAUCACCUUCCUCACGUAUUAUAACACAUCCUACACCCUAUUUUGUUCUUAUUAAUUUACCAAACGGAUUUAUUGGUAAUACACUGGCACUUAUCACAUUUUCCAGCCCACGUAUGCGUCAAAUCUCCAGUAGUAUAUUUCUACUUAUUCUUUCAAUUAGUGAUUCUAUUGCACUUAUAACAUCCUUAUGGUUCUUUUUGGCUGAUGCAUUUUCUAUUCAAUUACAAAAUUAUUCUGCACUUGCAUGCCGUUUCCGUACAUUUUUUGCAUAUGUUUUUAUGGAUUUAUCAUCAUGGUGUAUAGUUGGUUUAGCAUUUGAUCGUUUUUUACGUACAGAAAUUCCUUUACGUUCUAAAAGAAUAUGCACACCACGUAAUGCAUUAGUAAUGAUUUCAAUAUGUUUUCUUAUUUUAUGUGGUAUUAAUGGACAUUAUUUUUCUCCAGGUAUUGGUCAAGAACGUGGUGGAAAUCGUACAACAGCACAUUGUUUAGAAAAUCGUGAAACAUACCCAAAAUAUUAUUAUUUUUAUAAAAUAAUUUGGCCAAAAAUAGAUAUGAUUGUUUUUUGUUUUUUACCAGCUUGUAUUAUGAUAUUAUGUAAUAUACGUAUUAUUUAUAUACUUCGACGAAAUCGUCAUCAUUUUGAAAAUCAUGGAAAUACAAUUGAACAAAUAACAAUAACAAAUAUUCAUUUAACAUUAAAUGGUAUUAGUCCUAUGAAACGAACUUCAUCACAUCGAAAAGCUAUUGAACGACAAAUGUCAUUAAUGAUGUUAUCAUGUGUUAUUGUAUUUCUUUGUACAACAGUACCUGUAACAAUUUAUCUUAUUUUUAUUGAACAAACUAUUGUAAAUAAUCCAAAAUUUGCACGUGAUGGUGCAUAUUAUAUAUUUAUAUUUCGAAUGCUUCGAGCAAUAAUGUAUUUACAUUUUGCUUGUAAUUUUUAUUUGUAUUGUUUAACAAGUCAAAUAUUUCGUGGUGAAUUUUUACAAACAAUAACAUGUCGAAAAUUUGUUUUUAAAACAAAUCAAGAUGGUACCAGUCUAGGAUUAAAUAGAAUGAUUGAUACAUCAACUGUAUAA
Messenger RNA from Rotaria sp. Silwood1, 2460 nucleotides. The record is from the annotation of a GenBank genome assembly. NCBI's taxonomy places the organism in Eukaryota, Metazoa, Rotifera, Eurotatoria, Philodinida, Philodinidae.